Molecule: messenger RNA, 1539 nt
Organism: Bacidia gigantensis
Lineage: Eukaryota; Fungi; Ascomycota; Lecanoromycetes; Lecanorales; Ramalinaceae
Exons: 1
Coding region: 1-1539 (512 amino acids)
Source: RefSeq, a predicted model, not a curated record
AUGGACGCCCGACCGGGCGGGUUGAAGAUUGAGAGUGUGGGCUUGACGCCGUCUGGCUCGCCGCCUUCACUCGAUACGACGCAGCAGUCUUCGUCGUCGUCGACUUCGCUGCAGGAAAGUAGGUCGCCUUCUGCGCAUUCGAAAGAUACUCCGAAUUCGAGCCCUGCGUCUUCCUCUGCUGAGGGGUUUGAGAAGCCGGAAGAGGAGCGUAAUGAUGGUGCUGGGGGUCAAGAACAACGUGAGCCCAGGUUUCAGCGCAGAGUCACCUUUCCGGCUUCUCCUGUUUCUGGCAGUAAGGAAAUCCCAAAUGGUGAUGCGGUGCCUUCGGUGGCUGUCAACGACCGGGCUCCGGAUGUCGGGAGGUUUCGAAGGCGCAUGAGGAGGCAGCGGUUUACGUGGCUGCGAUGGCUUCAGAUAUGCUGUGAAUUCUUACUGGACCAUGCGUUUCCCAUUUUAGGCCUCGCAGUCGGUGCUGUUGGGCUGCUGUUCUUCGGUUGGCGACAGCUGAGACUUGCUAGCGCAGGUGUCCAGCUCCAGUACAUCCAGAUCUGCCAGGGGUGGGAUGAAGACAAGUUUGGCAAGCGGGAUGAGGCUUGCGAGGAAUACUUUCAUAAGUCGUCGAUAGGUCAGCUUAGACCGCCAUAUCACAUUCACAAAAGGGCGUUGAAAUCCGUCUUGGAGGUCGAGAAGCGGAUAUUACUCUCGCAUGCUGAUGGUGCUUGGAAACGCAUGGCCCACAAAGUACCUGUGCGACAAGAUCAAAGGAUGUUCCGCUCGUCAAACACUCUGAUGGUAGUGAUGGUUUUGUUGAUCAUUGCUUUCCUCUUGUUAGUGGUAAUGAUGCAGCGUACAAGGCAGCAGGCAAGAGAAGGCAAUCGGUUGCAGAGAUCCACACAAGAGCGAGUACAGAAUCUUGCGAGAGCAGAAUACCUGGGCCAGGAUUAUCGAGUGAAAAAGCAUCGACCGCAAAAGCAAGAAGACUUGUACAAAUUAGGCCAGUGGUUGCAGAGCUCGCGUACUUCGAGUUCGACUUCACUCAGCAGCGCGUCUGUCAACACCUCCACUGAUAGUCUGUCUCCAAACGAGAUCAGACGCAGAAGCACCCCGCGUAGAGUCAACAUCCGUCAUACACCCAACGAUGAAGAGGAAGCAUGUGAUGGUCUGAUCGAGCUUCCAUCCAAAGGCAACACAAAGAUUUUCUUUGAGCCAGACACCGGAGCAUUUAUACGUCUUUCGCCAUGGACAGGCCAAAUGACUGAUGACGAGGACUCUGACGAGGACACAGGACGUCGGGCAAAAUUGAAGCAUGCACUUCAGAGAGUAGGGUCAGGUAUGCACACUGGGCAGACCAAGCAAGCGAUCGCUAGGAUGGGAUCCGGUGCGGUUGCGCUGGGGGCAGGCAAGGGUCUUGGGGAUGAGAUCAAAGAGGAGAUCCAGGGCUUUGAGGAUAAUAUAAAGUCAUUCAUGUCUCCUGCGGGGACGUCAAUGCAGGGGAUGAUGUUGCAGGAUCCGGGAAUUGGGAAGUCUCACGCCAUUUAA